Solanum pennellii is the source of this 1800-nucleotide messenger RNA. Its product is annotated as acetyl-CoA acetyltransferase, cytosolic 1. The record is from RefSeq and is a predicted model, not a curated record. Gene Ontology annotation, molecular function: acetyl-CoA C-acetyltransferase activity. Bases 176 to 1390 code for a protein of 404 amino acids. The transcript has 15 exons. Gene Ontology annotation, biological process: fatty acid beta-oxidation. NCBI's taxonomy places the organism in Eukaryota, Viridiplantae, Streptophyta, Magnoliopsida, Solanales, Solanaceae.
AAAUUAGAGCAUCGAAAAAAAUACCCACGUUUGUCUUCUCCCACCCGCACCCCUUUCUUUGUUUAUAAAUAGUCUCCCGCUUCUGUUGGAUUUGCAUAUCAUACUCUUUGCUCUCUGCUAUUUCACCUACCAAACUUUAAUUACACAGACUACUAUUUCACAUAUAUCACUCGCGAUGGCUCCAGCAACUGCAGAAUCAAUCAAGCCUAGAGAUGUUUGUGUUGUUGGUGUUGCCCGUACUCCGAUGGGUGGCUUCCUUGGCUCUCUUUCAUCAGUUUCAGCGACUAAACUUGGAUCAAUCGCCAUUGCUGGUGCUAUUAAGAGAGCAAAUAUUGACCCAGCACUUGUAGAAGAAGUUUUCUUCGGAAAUGUCCUCAGUGCAAACUUGGGGCAGGCUCCAGCUAGACAAGCCGCAUUGGGUGCAGGGAUACCCAAUACAGUGAUAUGUACUACCGUCAACAAAGUUUGUGCAUCUGGAAUGAAAGCAACUAUGCUUGCAGCACAAAGUAUACAGUUGGGCAUCAAUGAUGUUGUUGUUGCUGGUGGAAUGGAAAACAUGUCUAAUGUCCCCAAAUAUUUUGCAGAAGCAAGGAAGGGAUCUCGUCUAGGUCAUGAUAGUCUUGUUGAUGGAAUGCUUAAAGAUGGUUUGACGGAUGUCUACAAUGAUUGUGGUAUGGGAGUUUGUGCUGAAAUAUGUGCUGAGAAUCACAAAAUCACAAGAGAGGAUCAGGAUAACUUUGCAGUUCAAAGUUUUGAACGUGGUAUUGCUGCACAGGAAGCUGGUGCAUUCACAUGGGAGAUUGUGCCGGUUGAGGUCCCUGGUGGAAGAGGAAAACCAUCUACCAUUGUUGAUAAGGAUGAAGGUCCCGGAAAGUUUGAUGGCGCAAAAUUGAGGAAACUCCGACCAAGUUUCAAGGAAAAAGAUGGUACUGUGACGGCUGGUAACGCUUCUAGCAUAAGUGACGGUGCUGCCGCACUAGUUUUAGUAAGUGGAGAAAAAGCUGUAAAACUUGGACUAGACGUGAUUGCUAAGAUCUCAGGAUAUGCAGAUGCUGCACAGGAACCCGAACUUUUUACAAUUUCACCUGCUAAAGCAAUUCCAAAAGCCAUCAAAAGUGCUGGUUUAGAGGAGUCUCAAAUUGAUUACUACGAAAUUAACGAAGCUUUUGCGGUAGUAGCUCUAGCAAAUCAAAAGCUGCUUGGUCUUAAUCCAGAAACAAUUAAUGUACAUGGUGGAGCUGUUUCUUUGGGGCAUCCUCUUGGAUGUAGCGGAGCUCGUAUAUUGGUUACUCUACUUGGGGUAUUGAGACAGAAAAAUGGCAAAUACGGAGCUGCUGGUGUUUGCAAUGGAGGGGGAGGUGCCUCGGCCCUUGUUGUAGAACUUAUGUAAUACAUUUCUUCAGUCCUUUGGAACAACUGUGGUGUGAGAACGAGAAGAAUUUAUAUUUACAGUGAAUACAAGAGACUAUCACUGAGAUGACCAUGCGGCAAAAGUGUUAACUAGAUUGUAAAUGUGAUUCUGUAAUAAUCGUUUGUAACUCAAUUUGAAAAUCCAGCAGGGAAAUCUGCCCAGGGAGAAAUGCUAGCCGAUAGUUGAACAACUUUAGCAUCAACGAUACUUUUUUAAUUAGGCACCUAAAAAUUAACCACCUCUAUAAGCUAGCAAUUCUCCCCUCAUUUACCGUGAAACAUUAGUUUAGCUCAGGUGCAAAGCUUAACGAUUCACACUUCCUUUGUUCUUCCACAUGCACUGAGAGUUGUUGCUCAUAUCCUUAGUCGUUGAAUGUUUGAUCGUUGAAA